AUGCCCGAAGAGUAGCCAGACCAAGAAGGCGAUCGGUCGCAGCGAACGUCGAACGAAGGAGACAAAAUUCGACGGAGUCAAGCUCGGAUGACUGGUCAAGCGAAACAGAUGUUGAUCAUCUGCCCUUAGAAUCUAAAAGAAAAGAUGAACCAAACAGGGACUGGCAUCAGGAAGUGGAAUCUCUGCGUCGCCACAACGCAUUCUUGACGCAAGAGAGAGAUGCUCAAGAAACCGCAAUCGCGAACCAGAAUAGCCAGCUGCAAGCAGCGCUUGAGGAAGCUGCCACUGCAAAAGAGAAAAUUCAACACGAAAAAUUCAAGCUUCAGGCUCUGAUGGGUGACAUUGAGAAGUUGAAACGAGAGUCGCAACAUUCAGAGACUCAUCUAAUGAGGCAUACUCAGCAACUUGAGGCUGAGCUUGAGCGUUACAGGAUCGACAAUUUGCAGGCAUCAGAAAUCCAAAAGAAUCUUGAAUCAAAAGUGAAGGACCUCAGUGCCGCAAAAGACGCUCUAUCAAAAUACAUGGAUCUCCCUACCGACGAGUUACGCCAAGAAAACAUUCGGCUUGAGGAGGAGCUUCGGACUAGAGUUUUAAAACUCGAUGAACAACAACAGGAACUUGGAAGAUUCCAGAUGAACAAAGAUAUUGCAGAAAAGGCCCUAGUCGAUUUGGAAAACGCCAAAUAUUCGGCUGACCAAGAGCGAACUCAGAUGGAACAACAAAUAGCCGAGUUGCAAGCUAGCACAGCCGAGAUAAGCCGUCAGAAAAACACCCUGCAACAUAAACACGACACUAUGGAAGCAGGAAAGGCUUCACUUAAUCAAGAGAAUAUCAGAUUGAAAGCUUGCGUUGACGAUCUACAAAAUGCCAAGAACAGUCUAAACCACAAAUAUGAUACUAUGAAAGCAGGAAAGCCUUCACUUGAUCAAGAGAUUGUAAACCUGAAAGCUUGCGUUGAAGAUUUACGAAAUGCUGAGGAUAGUCUGCAACAUAGAUACGAUACUAUGAAAGCGGGAAAGGCUUCAGUUGAUCGAGAGAAUAUCGAAUUGAAGGCUUGCGUUGAAGAGCUACGAAAUUCCAAGAACAGUCUCAGUCACGAGAAAGCUCAAAUGGCGAAGGAGAUUGCAAGUCAUCGUCUCGACAAGAGAAAUCUGGAAAAAGCCUUUGAAACACUCAAACACGACUCAAAGGCUAAAUUCGAACAAACAAAGAAUGCCCUUGAAGCCGAAAAGGCCCAUGCCGGACGUGAAAAGACCUCUCUAAGCAACAAGCUAUUGGCGGCAAAUGAUGAAAAUCUCAUGCUCAAAAACAGCCUUCAAACAAUGAAGUCUCAUCAGGCACGCGUUGAUCAUCAAGGCAACGAUUUAAGAUCUAGACUGGAACUUGCAAACAAUAAGAUUCAUUCGCUGGAGCACCAAAACAGUGAACUGUCCAGCAAAAUUGUAUCCCUAAAUGCCAAUCACCAUCAAAAGGAUAGGGCCUUCACAGCGUUACAAGGAAACAAGGCGCGAUUGGACGGUGAGAAACAGUCUUUGUCUGAAAGAGUCGUAACGCUUAACCGCACACUUGAGGCUGUGAAAGCCCAAUCCCAACAAGCCACAGACGCGUUACGGAGAGAAAUGGAAGAACAGCGCCGGCAAUCAGCGGCCAGGGUCAAAGAAGCCGCACGGGCUGUUGGGGGUCAUCACACCCCCCGAACAGUCAUUUUUCAGAAGAUUCUCUCCCAGGCGCGGACCUCUCAGGACAUUUCAGAGAUUCCUGGGGCCAGUCGCUUCAUGGAACUUUGCACAUUGUCCUCACUCACUAACCAGUACCUUGACCUUCCUUUGAGCACUAAGAAUGCUCACAAGCUAGGGAAAAGCAUCCGAGGCAAUGAGAUGGCCAUUGUUGGUUGCAAUGUCUGCCAGCUUCCAAAGCUGACACUCACUAACCAAGCUCCCAGGUUGAGGGUAGAUGAGCUAGGACAGAAAAUGCAGUGCUGUUCCGCGAAAAUAUGUAAAUCAUGCGUUCUUGAAGGAGCUAUUCGGUCACUCCUCCAUGACUACUGGUUUGACUUAGAGAAGAGUGUCUGGGUAAAGUGUCCAUCGGGUAACUGCGACGCGUCCUUCAACAUCAGAGGAAGGGACCAACUCCAGGCCACGCUUCAGAAUCUGGGAGAUCCAAACGUCGCCAAGCAUAUAGCAGCGUAAGUUGCUCACCCUAACCCCAUACAUCUCCUGACCAACGACUAACCUAUUGCUCUAGAUACGAUCGUAUUAAAACCUUAAGAGACGCACUAAAAGGUCUAAGCCCAAAAGGCCUGGACGGUCAGGGUCUCAAAGUCUCCUCAGAAUUAUACUUCCAACUUAUAUCAAUGGGCCGUAUGCACAACAUUGCAGAUCUUCCACCGAAUUCAAUUCUGGCUAGGGAAGAUAUGCCGAGUUUCGAGCCCGCUGAAACAGAAUUGAUAAGCGUCGAGCACCAAGGUGUUACUCUGAAAGUGGCGUUUCUUUUUGGAUUUAUACGCAAGAAAAGAAUUCCCAAAGAGUGUGCUUACUGUGUAGAGAAAAUCUACGAUAUAGAGAUAGAUGUCGGUCGAAUAUGGAACUGGGUUGAGGAUUGCUCCGGUUUCAACGGAGACUGGAUGUGGGAGGUGCUAAAGUUCCCACUGAAACUUGCAACAGAGUGCAAACAUGAUAUCAAUUUCUGUACCAAAUGCCUAGAGAAGCAUCUCAAGGUUCAGCUCAAGGAGUACGGGCGGGCAAAAUGUCAGGAUUUAUCCUGCCCUUUCCCAGAAUGCCGCCGUCUAACGUAUCAAGAGGUCAAGCUAUACGCAAAAUCUAAUACUUUUGCCACGUAA
This is a messenger RNA of Clonostachys rhizophaga, 2839 nucleotides long. Lineage: Eukaryota; Fungi; Ascomycota; Sordariomycetes; Hypocreales; Bionectriaceae. The record is from the annotation of a GenBank genome assembly.